UCCAGCAGGAGACAGAUGCAGAUGGAGGGUGAAGGGCACCGUGCAGACCAGGGAUGUCCUGGUGGAGCUGAAGAGGGUGAAACUGUGGUAAAAUCUAAAGGGAAUAACCAUGGAAGAGCUUCUGAGAGCAACCAGGGGAUGGAGGGAUGCCUGGGGAUGGAGCAGAAGGAUGAAUUCACCCAUGGCAAGGGAGAUCAGCAGCUUUUUGCAGAAGAAAGUCUCUAUGAAUGUUCCCACUGCAAGAAAUGCUUCCAGGACAGGUCAGAGCUCAUUUGCCAUCAGAGGUUGCACAGAGGAGUAAAGACUUUUAAAUGCCAAGAGUGCAGAAAGGAGUUUGGGGAAAGCUCAGACCUUAGUUCCCAUCAGAAAAGUCACAUGGUGGAAAAGCCCUACCAGUGCUCAACAUGUGAGAAGUUCUUCAAGGACAGGUCGACCCUCAUCAGACACGAGAGAGUGCACACGGGAGAGAAGCCCUACAAGUGUCUAGAGUGCGGGAAGAGGUUCACCCGCAGCCUCGACAUCAUUGUCCAUCAGCGGAUUCACACAGGAGAGAAACCCUUUGAGUGCUCUGAGUGCGGGAAGAGGUUCAGCCAACGGUCCAACCUCUUCACCCAUCAGAUUGUACAUACUGGGGAGAAACCCUUCACCUGCCACGAGUGCGGGAAAACCUUCGCCCGGAGAUCAGAGCUCACCAUCCAUCAGCGAACGCACACUGAGGAGAAGCCCUACCAGUGCUCCCAGUGUGAAAAAUCCUUCCGGGGGAGGUAUGGGCUCUUCAGGCAUGAGCGGUUACACACAGGAGAGAAACCCUAUGAGUGCUCUGAGUGCGGGAAGAGCUUUGGCCAGAGUGGGGACCUUAUCACCCACCAACGUUUUCACACAGGAGAGAAGCCCUACCACUGCUCACAGUGUGGAAAGUUCUUCUGCAAUAAAUCCAGCCUCGUUAAACACCAGAAAUGGCAUCUGGGGGAGAAGCCCUACAAAUGCCACGACUGUGGGAAGAGCUUCGGGCAGAGCUCAGACCUCAUCGCUCACCAGCGGACCCACACAGGUGAGAAGCCCUACCCCUGUGCCGAGUGCGGGAAGAGAUUCACCAGGAAAUCCAGCCUCAUCGUUCAUCAGCAGGGACACAGAAGACACAGAACUGGAGAACGCUCAAAAUGUGGGAAGAGCUCAGAGGAAGACUCUAGCACUGGUGCUGCCAGGAACGUGGGCAUGGAGGACAGCUUGUCCCUGUGCUCCGAGUGUACAAAGCCCCUCGAGGAGGCAUCAGGCCUCCUUGAUCAGCAGAGGUGAUGCAGAGGAGAAAAAAAUCCUCCCAAGUGCCUGGAAGAGGAGAAAUGGCUUGGCUUAUCUUGGCUUGGCUUGGCGCCAAGAUCACACAAAAGAAGAAGAAAUGAGAGGAGCGUGGGACAUCUUCCUGUGUGAGAUUUAACCUUUUUUUUUUUUUUUUUUUUUUUUUUUUUAAGUCAGAGACUACUCAGGGGAAGAAAAAAAGAGUUCAACACUACAGCAUGGGUUCAUCAGUGAUGGAAAAAGGCCAGUUCCUCCUAAUUCCUCACAUUAUCAUGUAGAUCAUUCAGUAGCCUUCACUUAGCUCCCCCAGAAGCUUCAUCCAAACUGUUUUCUCCAUGGUGAGAGCCCUUCUAUCAUCCUAUUCCUUCUUUUUUUUCCCUAACACCUUGCUGUUGCAUUUUUUUAAGGUUAGCUGAGACAUGGUCCAUGCUCCUGUCCAAGUGUCUGUCACACAUCCAGCCUUGAUGCAUUAAACCUCAACUUAAAAAAAAUGGGUUGGCUGUUCCUAAGGAGAUUUUUAUUUUCAUACUAGAUAUUUGUGCAUAUGAUAAAAAUAUAAGGAAAGUUUAUAUUGCUAGAGGAGUAUUAGAGGAAUAAGCAUUUUUCCUCUGGCAGGUGUAGAUGUUUUAAAUGGUGGAGAAAAUUAAAACAACUGUCAUUGCUGGGGACAGGAGAGGGCAUCCUCCAGGCAAUCCAAGGGAUAAGAGUGAGAUUUCAGUGAAAAGAGCAUGAACUAAAAGGAUUAGUGGCCCAAAAGGAAACCAUUGGAGGCAAUUUAUAUCAAAUAUUCAAUAAAUAACCUGUUUCUUGCC
This is a messenger RNA of Falco peregrinus (peregrine falcon), 2108 nucleotides long. Its product is annotated as zinc finger protein OZF-like. Gene Ontology annotation, biological process: regulation of transcription by RNA polymerase II. NCBI's taxonomy places the organism in Eukaryota, Metazoa, Chordata, Aves, Falconiformes, Falconidae. The record is from RefSeq and is a predicted model, not a curated record. Gene Ontology annotation, molecular function: RNA polymerase II cis-regulatory region sequence-specific DNA binding; DNA-binding transcription factor activity, RNA polymerase II-specific.